AUGGAGGACCACGUCAAACAGGUGCUGCAGUCAUCAUCACCACACAAUCACAUAAACCUACAUCCAUUACGCACUCACACAAUCACAUAAACCUACAUCCAUUACGCACUCACACAAUCACAUAAACCUACAUCCAUUACGCACUCACACAAUCACAUAAACCUACAUCCAUUACGCACUCACACAAUCACAUAAACCUACAUCCAUUACACACUCACACAAUCACAUAAACCUACAUCCAUUACACACACACACACACACACACAAACACAUAAACCUACAUCCAUUACGCACUCACACAAUCACAUAAACCUACAUCCAUUACACACUCACACAAUCACACUAACCAUUUAUUUGUUGUGUUGGCUAUGAAGAAAGAUAAAUUAAGGUCGUUCACUCAGACCGUUUACCAUUGAAACAAAUUGUAAAUUCCUGUCUAAUUAAGGGGGCGGCUCUCCCAUAGACACCAAUGAGAUAGCAGCUGGGUCUGGUCUACUUCGGUCAUUGACUUCCAUUGAAACAGAAAAAAAUUGAGAGUGGAUGUCUCACUUCCUCUUCGCUCUCUGCUAUGAAUCAAUACUGAACAUCAAAAGGAUUCUAUGCAAGAUGUAGCCUAGCCAGUAUGUAAUGUUGAUUAUUAAAUGGUCAAAUCUGAUUGGCCGAGAGGCGUUCCGCGUUCGAAGUUGUUCUAAAAAGAGCCAGUUUGUAAUGUUCUGUGUAGUAUGUUAAAUUCCUCAAGUGUGUUAUGUUCCUCAUCGGCCCAACUGGUUUGCAAUGUGUGAUGGGAUUUGAGCAUCCUUUCUAUAUUGUUCUUAUCCUGUGGUCUUGCAGGCUAUUAGAAGCUUUGACAAGCUGCUCACCAGGAACCACUCGUUGCGUGAUGAGAUUGACCACUUGCAGCGCCAGAGAUGCACCUUAGCCCAUAUAUACCAGCGUCUGAGCAGAGAGCUGCUGUCCCAGCACAACUUCAUGGAAAACCUCGUGGAGAAGUCUGUCCUCGCCUACGACCAGAGGUCAGAGCCACAAACACUGUGUCUGUGUGUGCGUCUUAUGUUUUGAUUAAGUGUCUGUUUGUUGUGUGUUUGUGGUGUGGAGAAGCCUUUUCUUGCGCCUGCCCAGCUAAGAAAUGUGGUCUGUGUGUGUGUUCUAGGUCCGAGGCCCUGGCUCACAUGCUAGCUGUGAGGGAGCGUAGCAAGAAGGACACAUCCCUCUGCCACACUGAGACGACUGAGCUGAAGAGGGUCAUCGACCACGAGAUCAAACUCCGCAGCUUCAUGGUAAAGAAGUUCUAGGAGAGCGCCCCCAUGGGUGAGGACGAAGAGGCCAAAAAGAGAAGUACGUUCUAGAAUAUCAUGCUUAGCAUUAUAAAUCCUACAGUUGUUCAUUAAAUGUUUGAUUGUUUAGCAUAGAGGCUAGAGCCGCCCCUUCUUGAGCUACAUCAGCCUUAUUGAUCAAUGCUUCAUGGCAGUGUUUUGUCAUUGGUGCAGAGACCAAGUAGGCUCAGCGUGAGCGAAUGGGAGGAGAGAGUCUUGAGACGUACCAGACGGUGCACCGGCUGCUCGUGAAGGUGGGCAGCGACAGCGACCUGCGUCAGAUUGGCAGGAAUUUUGUGGAGAACGAGGAGAAGAGCUUUGUUUACUUCAACUACAUCAACGAGCUGAACAACAAUAGCACCAUGCUGAAGGACCGCAUCAACAAGCUCAGGGUCUAACACACACACACACAGGAUGGGAGUUCAUGUGUUGUAAACUUGUUAAACUAGACAAGUUCAAAGAAAACAUCUAAAUGAUAUAAUAUUUUUUCCCCCACCCCUCUAUACUGUUAGUAUUGUAAUGGCUCUAGCUGUGGCUAUACAGUAUGACUGUGUUCUCCUGCUCUCUCCACCACAGACUGAGAUCCUGCGCUUUGAGCUGGAGAACAAGCAGUAUGAUCAACAGUGGGAGGGCCAGCUCAAGGAGCUGGAGGUAAGGUUUUUGGAAGUUUGACUGUGCACAACUUAACACAGCUCUAAUGGGUCUGCUGAUGCUUCCUUGUGCAUUUAUCUGUCUGUUUUCCCCGACCAUGCCAAUCAGUUUCUCUCCCCUACAUCUCGUUUACUUUUUGUCUUUGGUCCCUCUCAGGGAGAACUGGAACAGCGUCGUGGCCUGGCCAAUAAUCUGGAGAGCCAGUAG
Molecule: messenger RNA, 2171 nt
Organism: Coregonus sp. 'balchen'
Lineage: Eukaryota; Metazoa; Chordata; Actinopteri; Salmoniformes; Salmonidae
Source: the annotation of a GenBank genome assembly